Messenger RNA from Bradysia coprophila, 1755 nucleotides. RefSeq names its product peroxisomal leader peptide-processing protease. Gene Ontology annotation, cellular component: peroxisome. Gene Ontology annotation, molecular function: serine-type endopeptidase activity. Lineage: Eukaryota; Metazoa; Arthropoda; Insecta; Diptera; Sciaridae. The record is from RefSeq and is a predicted model, not a curated record. Gene Ontology annotation, biological process: protein processing; regulation of fatty acid beta-oxidation.
GUUUAACAAUUUCCAUCAUAUGAUUUUGACACUGGAUGUUUGUUUAUCAUUUUUAUUAAUUGGUGAACGAGAAAUUUAUCAUUGAGCAGAAAUACAGAGCGAAACAUUGUACCAUUUAUUUAAAAAGAAAAAAUACCACCACCCACCACGUACGUUCAGGAUGAAUUUGGAAAACACUAAUCACGCUUUGAUUUAUCCCAAGUCUGAUGCAGCAAACAAGAAAUCAUCGAUUGUUUAUGGAGACUACAUUUUAAGCACGGGGUCUAUUUUAACCAAACUAGUCGAAAGGAAGAAACUGAAGAAGAACGUAGAAAAUCGCUUAAUGAACAACAAAGUUAUAACUGUUAAAGAUGAAGAAUGGAUGAGCUUACAAAGUGAAAUUUUCAUAGUAAUUCUUAAGAACAAAAAUGGAUUGGUUCGACGUCAGGCACGGCUGAAAUAUAUUUUUAACAGUAACACCAUUUUCGAAUCCAUCAAAGAUAUUUUAUCGGGAUUUCGGUCGUACAAAGUACCGUUUGAUCAAAUUGGCUUCCAUCAGUUAUUGGUAUCGAGUUUCGUGAUAUUGGAAUUCUGUGAUAAUAAAUCAAAUAAAAAAGCCGACGAGUCGUUGAUUGAUGUAAUGAAUGCAGAUGCUGAUUCAAAGGAAAGCUUAAACAAAUUAGAUACGGUAAUCUGUGUGACAACGCCAUUUGCGCACGAGAGUUUCUUCAAUACUGUAAAUGUAUCGAAGGUAGCUAACAUAUUUGGACUGAACAAAUGCAUGUUGAUUAUAUCAGCACCAUUGGUAUAUGGUUGUGAAGGUGGAGGAGUAUACGAUAGCAACCAAAAGCUUAUCGGAAUUGUAAUAAACACGACAUUUUGUUGGAAUAAUGAGACUGCUAUUUUGUCACUCGUUGCUGAUUAUCGAAAUAUCGCCAGAGAAUUCCUACAACGGGUCACUUCAAGAAUACUAAAAUGUCCUUCGAGCGAACCUGCACCGAAAUGUCUAAUGCAACGAUCUGUUGUAUUGAUUCAAUCUGGCGCAUCUUGGGGUACUGGAUGCUUGUUAAAAGUAAAUGGCAUCAGAAUGAUCAUAACGUGUAGUCAUAUUAUUGCUGUGGACGCCCUAUCCACCGUGACGUGCUUUUUGAAGAAAACCAAGUUUUCUAGCAAAGUUCUGUAUAAAAAUCCCAAAUUCAAUCACGCCUACGACAUAGCGAUUUUAGAGGUGCCGACUAACAUUCCAAAUAAUUGUUUUGCUGAAUACGCUACAGACAGACCGCAAGUCGGUGACGGUGUCUAUUCAGUUGGAUUUCCACACUUUUCCUCACUUUCAACGAAAAUCGAUUCGCCGAGUAUUUAUGAUGGACGAAUCACAAAACUGUCGAAAGGGAUGAUACUGGCUGAUGUCAAUGUUCAAGCUGGACAAAGCGGCUGUCCCUUAUUUAGUGAAGACAAAAAACUUCUCGGCGUAUGCAUAUCAAACUCAAAAGAUUCUGUCUACAAUUUGGUUUACCCGAAUAUAAGCAUGGCUGUGCCAAUUUACGACAUUAUUCCAAUACUGAACGAAUUUAGUUUAUCUGGCGAUAAAAAUGUGUUAAGCCAACUGGAAGCAGAUGAUAGUGUGAUGGACAUUUGGCAACUUAAACCACCCCAGAUUAUCAGUAAACUUUGAGAAUUGUAGAACAAAUACAAGUCAAUGAUUUGGUAUUAUUGUGGGGUAAUAGUUAACGCUAAAGGCUUUUUGUAUUAAACUUUGUUAUUGAUUUGAACGAG